This is a messenger RNA of Yarrowia lipolytica CLIB122, 507 nucleotides long. RefSeq lists its product as uncharacterized. The record is from RefSeq and is a predicted model, not a curated record. NCBI's taxonomy places the organism in Eukaryota, Fungi, Ascomycota, Dipodascomycetes, Dipodascales.
AUGGAAAACGAACAUAUGGAGCCCGUGGAAACGGAAGCUGACCAGCAACACGAUGGCGAAUCGAUGGAGGCGUACCGACGAGUCCAGGGCACGAUUCUGACACUCACAGCGCUAGCCAAGGGAGUAGCCACUAUCGACUUCUUCAAAGAGGCGUAUGGCGUGGAGCAAUCCCUCAGCAAGAGCAACGGUUUGGGAUGGGCUCUGUUCUGGAUUUCCCUCAUCAGCGAGCUGGACAGAUUUGGACAGUCGCUCCGUGACAACUUGUACGUCAUUUCCAAGGACAAGUUCUACUCUAACGAGACGCCUGUGAGCUGGCAGGAGCAGCUGCUGGGCCAAUUCGCCGCAGACACCAUCAACAACGUUUCGUACGUCAUCUACAUGUACUAUGUGUACAAGAUCUCUACCGGCUGGCUCGUCACCUUUGGAGCUAUCCAGUUGGUCUACAUUGUUCUUGCUGGCGUUGCUGGUGCCUAUUUUGGCAUAGCCAACAAGCAGCGGGUCGAGUAG